Messenger RNA from Laccaria bicolor S238N-H82, 1146 nucleotides. RefSeq lists its product as uncharacterized. The record is from RefSeq and is a predicted model, not a curated record. The coding region runs from base 1 to 1146 and encodes 381 amino acids. NCBI's taxonomy places the organism in Eukaryota, Fungi, Basidiomycota, Agaricomycetes, Agaricales, Hydnangiaceae. The transcript is spliced from 2 exons.
AUGUCAACCGACGUGCAGCAGAACCUCUCACUGACAAAAGAGCAAGCUGAGAGCGUCGUACGAAAACAUCUAGGGGGCCAUGAACAAUCUACCGUUUCCCUGCUGACGGAAAUCAAGAACACAGGAUACAGCUACACGGCAGGAUUCAAAACCUACAUCCUCGAUCUCAAAGUAUCAAGCGGCCAACUAAACGGAGGAACCUCCGGAACACAAGGCCCCAGCUCCUGCUGUUUCCUCACAAUCGCACAUCCAACAACCGAAGAAACCACCAGUGCAUACUACCACCACAACUCCCUCUCAGUAGUCUACCAAAUCCUCACCCGCAUCCGGAGCCACACCGACAUCCCAAUCCCCGACUCAACCCUCGACAUAUCCCUCCGCCUCCUCCCAUACCACUACCUCCUCUCCCCCGCCUCCCCCAUCGCCUCCACAGACAUCAUCCCCCUCUCCAAAGCGCGUGCAUCGGGCCUCCUAAGCCCAUCCGACACCCUCCUCGUCGACCUGCAAAUCGGCAAAUUCCUAGGUCAGCUGCACAGCGGCGUCCAGAACGACUGGUACGGUAUUCCAGCGCUCACAGAGCCUCAAGAUCCGUCGUACAGCUGGCAAGAAACAUUCACGCAUCUCCUUGAGGACCUGCUGCAUCGGUUCCAAGCAGCGGGCGUAGAGCUUCCUUACAAUGACAUCCGCACAUACCUCUCGCGCGCCAUCGCCUUUUUCUUGUUCGACGACGUCGAGGUGCCCUCGCUCAUCUGGCUAACCGGGUCAGAAGACGACAUCUACGUGUCGCUCCCGACACACUUGGCCACCAAGACCCAUUCAAUCGCAGCCAUUCUUCCGAAUGUCGCACAUGCACUCUGGGGAGACCCGUUGCUCGAGUCUUUCUUCCUGUCCCCACCAGGGCCAUCUGAGGCGUUAGUUGAGGGCUAUGUAGGAAGUGGCGGUGGUCCCCUCAUGUCCUUGCCUAGGAAGAAGACAAAACGAGUGUGGUACACGCUAUUCUUGGCGUUGGUCGUGCUGUCAGAACACACUUUACAGCCACACAAGCCAUUGGCGGAUGAGGGUAGCGAGACCGAAAAACAAUGUGCUUGGGCUCAGGAGACGAUAACGGAAUGUGUGGUGUCGUUGAAAGAUGCGCCAUGCUACUGA